Molecule: messenger RNA, 3648 nt
Organism: Vespa velutina
Lineage: Eukaryota; Metazoa; Arthropoda; Insecta; Hymenoptera; Vespidae
Exons: 2
Coding region: 502-2538 (678 amino acids)
Source: RefSeq, a predicted model, not a curated record
UUAACUGAAGACGGAUAUACAUAUCUCUUUGGUCGGCUUACAUAGACGUCAGAACAGAAGUGAACAAAUGUAAAUAUUCGUGUUUACCCUUAACCACGACGAUUUACCAACGAUCUCUCUUCCCAUUUCCUUUUUUUUUCUUUUUUCUUUCUCUCUCUCUCUCUCUCUCUCUCUCUCUUUCUCUCUAUCUUUCUCUUCCUCUCUUUUUCUUUUUUUUUCCCUUUUUUCGAAGUUAACGAGUCAGUAGAAGUCAGUUCGACGUUACGUUCGAGUAGGGCACGUGGCAAACAAUGUAAACUUGAUAAAACCUAAAAAGAAGGACGAAGUAUACGAAGUAUGUUGUAUAUGAACGGUCAAAGGAUUAAACGAAACGAUUGAAAAUAGCAUGCGUUCAUUAAAGUUGGAUUUUUUGGAAAAAAAAAAAAAUAUAUAUAUAUAUAUACAUAUGCUUACUAAUAAAACUUAACAUUAAACGUAGCGAAAUACAAUUGUAUUAAAAAAAUGACGUAUAUCUAUGUGGGAAUGAUCAUUUGCUUGAUGCUUAUGCCAACGAGAAUACAAUCAAAAUUCGACGAUAUUCAAAAGGGAAGGAUUGGGAUCGAGUCGAAAUUGAGCAUUGAAAUAAUAGAGAAUUUCAAACGUAUGCUGGAUUAUAUAAGAAAUUCAAAGGAAUUCCAACCUUUUAUGAUUUCUUUACUUUUGUCCAAUACGAAAUCGAACGUGCUCGUGUCCCUCUUGCAUCACAUGUCGAUCGAUUUUAUUCAAGGCUAUCGAAUAAGUGCCAAUGAUUUUCUUUCAUUAUAUACGUGGAAGGAUGAAGGACGUAUCACUUGGAUCAUACCGAUCGAUGAUUUAAAUGAUCUCGAAGUCUUGAUAUAUUUAAAUGAGAAAUUAUGGAAACCCAAUGAUCAAUAUUUGAUAGUUUUCAUUGGUGAGGAAACGUCGGGGAAUACAUGGAAAAGAAUUUUCGAUGAGCUCUGGAUAAAAUUUAAUGUAUAUAAAAUUUUAAUUACAACGAUUACCGAUCAGUUUCGUUGUUUCUUAAAUUAUCAUCCAUUCGAUGUCACAAGAAAAGCUUUUGGGAAAGUACAUAAAUCAUGUUUCGAUGAUAUCGAAGAAUAUUCUACGAAGAGAAGAACAAACUCGAUAACUUCACUUCCAUCAGAUGAUAUAAGUUUCUUCGAAAAUUUCGAGAAUAUAAAUGGUUAUCCGAUAAAGGUUACCGUUUUUCCUUCGAUGAUGAUGUGUAUAGAGGUAGACGAGAACAAUGUCGUCCAUUAUACCAAAUUAGAUGCAAAUGUGAUGAAAAUGUUGGAGAGCAACUUGAACGCGAGUUUCGUCGUAAAUGUAUUGGAUAAGGAUUCCGAUAUUGAUCCUUUUCAAAAAUCCUUACAAGAUAUUAGCGAUCGCAGGAGCGAGAUCAUAUUUACAAGCCUUUUUGUUAAAGCUUACAAUGAUUCUUAUGUUUAUCAGUUUACAGCGGCCAUUGCCGAAGAUAAGCUUUGUUUUAUCGCACCGACUAAAGGUUAUUUACCAAAAUCAUAUAUGCCAUUUUUACCUUUCACGAAGGACCUGUGGAUGACCCUAGCAUGUUAUAACAUUUUCGUGACGAUAUUCUGGAUAAUCCUGAAAUAUUUGAGCUAUUCGUUUCGUAAUAACAAACCUAUUACAUGUUCUCUGGGGGAAACGUUCUCGAAUAUCCGUCGGGGUAAGCUUGCACGCGAUAAUAUCCUUUUGAAAAGAAAAAAGGAUAAUAUUAGUCGGAGGACAAAUAAAGAACCACCUGAGAUACAUUCAUACGUUAUUCGUUGCACAGAAUUGAUUAUAUUAUUUUGUUAUCCUUUCGAAAAGGCUUAUACCCCGGCACUCAGAAUAUUUCUUUGUAGUUCGUUAUUAUUUGGACUUGUAAUCGUUGGACUUUACAAUAAUUGGCUAAUGUGGACUCUUAGCAAACCAUUGAGAUAUCCAGAAAUAAAUACUAUCGAGGACGUUGCCGAUUCGAAUUAUACGAUAGUAACGAAAUAUUUAAAUUUGAAAGAGGACACGUUUAUCGGGAAGGAUCCAUUGGAAACGAAACUGCGGAAUAAAAUCAGUGUUCUUAAUUCGGAUAAACCAACGAAUUACUUCGUCGCCUUCGACAAAAGCGUUAUUGCUCUUGGUCGAUUUACAUCGACCAAGCUCGAGAAUUAUUCGAUUUAUUACGACGACGAUGGGAACAAAUUGGUCCACAUUGUCGAAGAGUGUCCAGUUACUUAUACGCUUUCAUACGUGAUCAGACUUAAUUCUCCUUAUACAGAAAAGAUCAAUACCUUGUUGCUAAGGAUUCAACAGUUUGGAUUUAUUAACUUUUGGUAUGAGGAAAUGACGUAUCCUUUCUUGGUCGAAGAUCAGAAAAUGAAAUUGGCAUUGAGCGAGAAAAAGAAGAAACUCACAUUGGAACAUUACUCGUUAGCGUUUCUUGGACUUUUCAUUGGACUAAUCGGAUGUUUUCUCGUAUUUCUCGGUGAGAUUCAUUAUGCGAAAUGCAGAAGGUGUUGAUUUAAAAUUUAUAGUUUUGUGUGCGCCUGUACGAACCAUAUUUAUUAUAUAUACAUACAUACAUGCAUACAUACAUACAUACAUACAUACAUACAUACAUAUAUAUAUAUAUAUAUAUAUAUAUAUAUAAAUUUCAAUUUUUAAAAGUUUUAUCCAUUGAAUCGAUCUAUGUACAUAAUUAUUAAUGAACGAUUAUAAUCUGUGUCAAGAGCUGUGAGUGAAACAGCUGUUGAGGGUGAUUAAAUCGAUUUCACUUUAUAUUUUAAAUUACAUAGAAACGGGGGCUUACAAUGACAAACGAUGAGAGAGACGUCUGUUGAUCAUAGCGAUUGUUGGUAUAUAAGUUAUAACAACGAUAAGUAUCAUUGUUACUAUUAGCUCGUAUUUUAAUCAUUAUGGACGCACAGUAGCACAUCUGCACGCACCAUUAACGCAGUACUUGCCACCUUUUCCACCAGGAAUACUGCCAACGUAUUUACAAGCGGCUUUGCAUUCAUCCUCCGUGCAACCUAAAAAGAUUCGUAUUCUCUGUUUAACUUCGUUAAAGGAAAAACAACAAGAAAAUUUAUUAUAACGAUUUUUCAUCGUAUAAAAUUUACUUCACUUGUUCAUUGUCUCUUUUAUUUUCUUUUUUUUUUCUCUCCCUCCUUUUUUUAUUUCUUUCUCUUUUCUUUUUUACAAACUUUACCACGACUUGCGCGUUCCUUUUUUUUUCUCUUUUUUUUUUUUUUCUUGCUUUACUGAAGAAAUUAAUUUGAUUUAAUCACAGACGAUAAACCGAAAAUGCACUGUUUAAUUCGCAUUAAUGUUCAUAAAUUAUUUAACGCUGGAUAAAUGUAUAAUGACACGUGUAAAAGUACAUUUUAUUCGGACAAAAUUUUUUUGUCUUUCUCUUCUUUUUUUCUUUCUUUCUUCUUUUUCGAUUCUUUUUCUUUUAGCGUUUAUACGGAAAAAAAGAGACGAGAAAAAUAAAUUCGGCUCGAAGCGUAAUAAUAUUUAGAAAAAUCGUUAUAACGAGGUGUAAGAUCAUUUCUUUACAGGUUUAUCAUAUUUCAUGGAUUUCUAUUGUAUAGAGACAGAAAGAGAAAGAGAAAGAAAAAGAGAGAGAGA